AUGAUGACCGCCAAGACCGCAGACAAAGUCCCGGUCAGUCUCGGCGGGUUUGUGCACCAGCUCCCCGAAAGCAUUUACCCCGCGGAUGACAUCGCUGCCUCACUGCCACCUUCAGUGACCAUCUUUCCCAAUGGGGAUCUGGGAGGACCGUUUGACCAGCUGAGCAGUGUGACAGGAGAUGGCCUGAUCGGCGUGGACAUGAGCGACAAGAGGCCCCUGGAGCUGCCCUACGCCUGCAGCAGCUUCGCGCCGCCGGCCCGCGGCCAGCCCUUCACCUACAUGGGCAAGUUCUCCAUCGACCCGCAGUACCCCGGCGCGGGCUGCUACCCGGCCGACGGCAUCCUCAACCUGGUCAGCGCCAGCAUCCUGCAGGGGGUGGCCGCCCCGCCGACCUCCGCCGCCCCCUCGGCCGCCCCCUCGUCCUCCGCCACCUCCUCGGGCUCCCCCAACCCGCUGGGCUGCGCCAUGGCGCCCUCCGCCCCCGAGCUGGAGCACAUGUACUCGCCGCCGCCGCCGCCGCCGCCCUACUCCGCCUGCGGGGAGCUCUACCAGCCGCCGGCCCAGCAGCAGCACCCCCACCAGCAGCAGCAGCAACAGGCGGCCCCGGACGGCGCUCCGGCGUUCCUGGCCGGCCCGGCGGGCCCCUACCCUCCGCCCCCGUCCUACCACCAGGCCCCCAAGACGGUGACGCCCGACGGCGGCGGCGGGGGCCUCUUCUCCAUGCUCGCGGACUACCCCGGCUUCUUCCCGCCGCCGCCCCCGCAGUGCAGCCAGCGCGACCUGCACGGGCCCGCCGAGCGCAAGCCCUUCCCCUGCGCGCUGGACUCGGUGCGCGUCCCGCCGCCGCUCACGCCCCUCUCCACCAUCCGCAACUUCACCCUCGGCGCGCCCCCUGCCGGCCUGGGCGACGGGCCCGCGCCCGGGGUGGCGGCCGCCCGCCUGGCUCCCGGUGCCUACGGCAGCCCGGCCCACCUGCCGCUGCGGCCCAUCCUGCGGCCGCGCAAGUACCCCAAUCGGCCCAGCAAGACGCCGGUGCACGAGCGGCCUUACCCGUGCCCUGCCGAGGGCUGCGACCGGCGCUUCUCGCGCUCCGACGAGCUGACGCGGCACAUCCGCAUCCACACGGGCCACAAGCCCUUCCAGUGCCGCAUCUGCAUGCGCAACUUCAGCCGCAGCGACCACCUCACCACCCACAUCCGCACGCACACCGGCGAGAAGCCCUUCGCCUGCGACUUCUGCGGCAGGAAGUUCGCCCGCAGCGACGAGAGGAAGCGCCACACCAAGAUCCACCUGCGCCAGAAGGAACGCAAAGGCGCCGCCGCCGCCGCCUCGGGGAGCGCCGCGCCCCCGCCGCCCGGCCCCCUGUGCGCCAGCGGCGCGGCCACGCUGGCCUCCUGCUCCGCCAGGACCCGCACGCCCUGA
Messenger RNA from Eublepharis macularius, 1422 nucleotides. RefSeq names its product early growth response 2 (gene EGR2). Gene Ontology annotation, molecular function: RNA polymerase II cis-regulatory region sequence-specific DNA binding; DNA-binding transcription factor activity, RNA polymerase II-specific. The coding region runs from base 1 to 1422 and encodes 473 amino acids. The record is from RefSeq and is a predicted model, not a curated record. NCBI's taxonomy places the organism in Eukaryota, Metazoa, Chordata, Lepidosauria, Squamata, Eublepharidae. Gene Ontology annotation, biological process: regulation of transcription by RNA polymerase II. The transcript is spliced from 2 exons.